Molecule: messenger RNA, 856 nt
Organism: Zingiber officinale
Lineage: Eukaryota; Viridiplantae; Streptophyta; Magnoliopsida; Zingiberales; Zingiberaceae
Product: protein P21-like
Exons: 1
Coding region: 10-690 (226 amino acids)
Biological process (GO): defense response
Cellular component (GO): extracellular region
Source: RefSeq, a predicted model, not a curated record
UUGAGCAUUAUGGCUACAUCAGGCAACGCCCUGCUCUGUUUCUUCCUUUUCCUCCUCCCUCUCUCCAUUAACGCCGCCACCUUCCAAAUCGUCAACAGAUGUUCCAUCACCGUCUGGGCCGCGUGGGUUUCCACCGGCCCCCGGACAGGCGGCGGUAACCAGCUCAGCCCCGGCCAGUCCUGGACAAUCAACGUCAACGCCAGCACCACCGGCGGCCGCAUUUGGGCCCGCACCGGCUGCUCCUUCGACAGCAGCGGCCGAGGCAGCUGCCAGACCGGCGACUGCGGCGGGGUGCUUCAGUGCCAGGACUACGGCCGGCCGCCCAAUACCCUCGCCGAGUUCGCCCUAAACCAGUUCAACAACCUGGACUUCUUCGGCAUCUCCCUCGUGGAAGGCUACAACGUGGGGCUAGACUUCAGCCCCACCACGGGCGGAUGCCGAGGGGUCCGUUGCUCGGCCAACAUCGUGGGGGAGUGCCCGGCGCCGCUGAGGGUCCCGGGGGGCUGCAACAGUCCUUGCGCCAUGUUCGGGACGCCGGAGUACUGCUGCACCAAUGGGCCGUGCAGGCCCACCAUUUGGGAUUUCUUUAAGAGGCGGUGCCCGGACGCCUAUACUUCCCCGCAAGAUGACCAGACCAGCACGUUCACCUGCCCCGCCGGCACCAACUACAGUGUCACCUUCUGCCCUUGAUCUAAUUCGACACGUUCCUAUAAUCAUUGAAAAUAAAACAUAGCGUGAGGUCUGAUUAGUGAUCAGAACUGUACGGAUGUACCUAUUAUCUAUCAUGAAAUAAUCAUUAGGUCGGCAUCAAUAACUCUGCUUUUCCUCUUUUCUUUUGUCAACUUAUGUCCAUUUA